Penicillium diatomitis is the source of this 5154-nucleotide messenger RNA. RefSeq names its product DNA topoisomerase 2. The coding region runs from base 1 to 5154 and encodes 1717 amino acids. Gene Ontology annotation, cellular component: nucleus. NCBI's taxonomy places the organism in Eukaryota, Fungi, Ascomycota, Eurotiomycetes, Eurotiales, Aspergillaceae. The transcript has 3 exons. The record is from RefSeq and is a predicted model, not a curated record. Gene Ontology annotation, molecular function: ATP binding; DNA binding; DNA topoisomerase type II (double strand cut, ATP-hydrolyzing) activity. Gene Ontology annotation, biological process: sister chromatid segregation; resolution of meiotic recombination intermediates; DNA topological change.
AUGGAGGACUCGGAGAUUGACAAUGAUUCCAUUUUUAACAUCAGCGACGAUGACAACUCAGAUUUUAAACCAGAGAAGCCAGCAGUGAAAACCAAGGCCAAAGCUGCGCCCAAGAAGGUUGCUGCGAAGGCUGCCCCCAAAAAGGCACCUGCGAAGCCCAGGGCCAAGCCUGCUGCCAAAAAGAAGGCCAAGGCCGAUACGGAGGACGAGGCCUCGAAUGUCGCAUUGUCCGACGAUGACGCCCACUCCCUUCUCUCCCAGACCCCUCCCAAGGCGAAAAAGGCACCUGCCGCGAAGCGUGCUGGCUCAAAGCCUCUGGCAGACCUCGAAAAUGAGGCGUUUGGCGGAGAUGGCGCGUCAGAUGCCCCCCCAGAGAAGGGAAGCGCAUCCGAGAAGUACCAGAAGCUCACACAACUUGAACACAUCACGAAACGUCCCGAUACAUACAUUGGCUCAGUCGAGCGCACAACUCAGCAGAUGUGGGUUUACAAUUCCGAAACCGAUUCCAUGGAGUUCCGCAACGUCUCAUACGUGCCGGGCCUGUACAAGAUUUUCGAUGAGAUCGUCGUCAACGCCGCAGACAACAAGCAGAACGAUAAGAACAUGAACGAGAUUCGCGUGACAAUCAGUCGCGAGGCUGGUGAGAUCAGCGUCUGGAACAAUGGACGUGGUAUUCCAAUCGAGAUCCACUCUAAAGAAGGGAUCUAUGUUCCUGAGCUCAUCUUCGGCCAUCUCUUGACCUCCUCGAACUACGACGAUGCGCAGGCAAAAGUUACAGGUGGCCGAAAUGGUUUCGGUGCCAAGCUCUGCAAUGUGUUCUCCACCGAGUUCACCCUCGAGACCCAAGACUCGCGCCAGAAAAAGAGGUACAAGCAGACCUGGACGGACAACAUGAGUAAAAUGGGCAAAGCCAAGAUCACAGAAGCCAAGGGCGACGAUUUCACAAAAGUCUCUUUCAAGCCGGAUUUCGUGCGAUUCGGCAUGGACGGCAUUGAUGAUGAUUUUGAGGCCCUCGUGAAGCGCCGAAUCUACGAUCUGGCUGGUACCACGGGUGUCGCCGUCAAGCUCAACGGUACCCGUGUGCCUGUGCGCAAUUUCAGAAAGUACAUGGAACUGUACACCAAGGCUAUUCGCAGAGAGCGUGGCGAGGAAGGCCCUGCUCCCAAGGACGAGAUCAUCACCUGCAGCCCCGAUCCUCGUUGGGAGAUUGGAUUCACAGUCUCGGAUGGCGCUUUCCAGCAGGUCUCAUUCGUCAACUCCAUCGCUACCACAUCUGGAGGUACACAUGUCAACUAUAUUGCGGAUCAGAUUUGCAAUCGUCUGGCAGAGCAAGUGAAGAAGAAGAACAAGACCGGUGCCACGUUGAAGCCAGCGCAAAUCCGAAAUCACAUUUUCAUCUUUGUCAAUGCGCUUAUCGUCAACCCGGCCUUCAACUCUCAAACCAAGGAACAAUUGACCACAAAAGCCAGUCAGUUUGGCAGCAAGUGCGUCCUUGAGGAAGAUUUCUACAAGAAGAUUCUCAAGACCGAUGUGAUGAACAACAUCCUCCAUUUCGCAGCCCAGAAAGCAGAUCAAAUUUUGAAAAAGGGGGACGUCGGUCGUCGUACGCGCAUGAACAACCCCAAAUUGGUCGAAGCUAACAAGGCCGGUACUCGCGAGGGUCAUCACUGCACAUUGAUUCUCACUGAGGGUGACUCCGCCAAGGGCCUGGCAAUGGCUGGACGGGCUGUUGUUGGUCCCGAUCUUUUCGGCGUCUUCCCCCUUCGUGGAAAGCUGCUCAACGUUCGCGACGCAACCUUCGACCAAAUCUCCAAGAAUCAAGAAAUCCAGAACAUCAAGAACUUCAUCGGUCUGCAGCACAAGAAGGAAUACACCGACACCAAAGGACUACGAUACGGUCAUCUGAUGAUCAUGACGGAUCAGGAUCAUGAUGGAAGCCAUAUUAAGGGUCUGCUGAUCAACUUCCUUCAGGCGCAAUUCCCAAGUCUGCUGAAGAUUCCCGAGUUCCUCAUCGAGUUCAUCACUCCUAUCAUCAAAGUUUGGAAGGGUGAUCCUAAGAACCCCACCAAGUCGCGAUCCUUCUUCACUAUGCCCGAAUACCAUGCCUGGGAAGAGGAUCACAAGAAUGAGCGUGGAUGGGAACACAAGUACUACAAGGGUUUGGGUACCAGCUCUACCGAAGAUGCCCAAAUCUACUUCCGCGACUUAGACCGACAUCUCAAGGAGUUCCAUACAAUGCAGGACGGUGAAGACGCCCUCAUUGAGCUUGCUUUUUCAAAGAAAAAGGCCGACGAGCGUAAGGAGUGGCUGCGUCAGUUCAAGCCUGGCACUUACCUUGAUCACUCCACUGACAAGAUCUCCUAUACGGACUUCAUCAACAAGGAGUUGAUUCUGUUCAGUAUGGCUGACAACCAGCGGUCCAUACCCUCGGUGGUCGAUGGCUUGAAGCCGGGACAACGUAAAGUUCUUUACACCUGCUUCCGCCGUAAUCUGAAGAAGGACAUGAAGGUUGUUGAAUUAGCAGGUCUCGUCUCAGGAUUGACGGCUUAUCAACACGGCGAAGCCUCGCUGCAGCAGACCAUUGUUGGUCUGGCUCAGACAUUUGUCGGGUCAAACAACCUCAACACACUCGAGCCCAGUGGAAAUUUCGGUAGUCGACUGCAAGGCGGUGGUGACUGUGCGUCAGCUCGUUACAUUUACACACGCUUAUCGCCCUUUGCUCGAAAGGUCUUCCAUCAGGCCGAUGAGCCUCUACUAACAUACAAUGAGGAUGACGGUAAGAAGAUUGAACCGGAGACCUACAUGCCUGUGGUGCCUUUGAUUUUGAUCAAUGGUGCUGACGGUAUCGGUACUGGUUGGAGCUCUUCGAUCCCCAAUUACAAUCCAGAAGACAUUGUUGCUAACAUCUACCGUCUGAUGGACGGUCAAGAAAUCAUACCUAUGCAGCCAUGGUUCCGAGGCUUCACUGGUGAAAUUGAGAACGUUGGUGGAGAUCGCUACAAGUUUAGCGGAAUUAUCAAGGAGACCGGCGAGAAGGAGGUUGAAAUUACUGAAUUGCCGAUCCGUACAUGGACCCAAGACUUCAAAGACAAACUGGAGGACAUCAUCAAGGCCGAGAAAGUGCCCUCCUUCAUCAAGGAUUACAAGGAUUACAACACCCACAGCAAGGUGCACUUUGUGAUUCAGCUCGACGAGAAGAACAUGAAACUUUCCGGCUCUGAGAACUGGGAGGAAAAAUUCAAACUUUCGAAGACAAUUGCGACCACUAACUUGGUGGCAUUCGAUGCGGAGGGGCGUAUCACCAAGUAUGCCACUGUCGAUGACAUUCUGAAAGAAUUCUAUACCAUCCGCCUCAAGUAUUACGAGCGGCGUAAGCAGCAUCAGCUUUCCGAACUGCAGAAAGAGUUGGAAAAGCUGAGCAAUCAGGCUCGUUUUAUCAUGAUGAUCAUCGAGGGCACUCUGGUCAUCUCAAAGAAAAAGAAGUCCGUCCUCGUCCUCGAAUUGAAGGAGAAAGGCUUCAAACCCUUCCCUAAAGUCGCCGAUGCGGUCAAGAUGGGUGAGGAUGAACCUGCGAUGGAGGAUCCUGAGGAGACUGAGGAUCAGGAUGUAGAAGUGCUGUCCAGCUCGUACGACUACCUCCUUGGUAUGCCAAUGUGGUCGCUCACCCAAGAGCGAGUCGAGCGCCUUCGUCGCCAGAUUGGCGAUCGUGAGAUGGACAUCGACACGCUGAUCAAGCUGUCCAAGGAGGACAUUUGGAGAAAGGACCUGGAGGACUUCAUUACCGAAUGGCGCUUCCAACUGGAGGACGAGGCGCGUCGAGUCCGAAAAGUUCAAAACAUGGGUCGACGAGGCUCAUCCAAACUCAUGACUGGUGGCGCUAGAGGCGCCGCAGCGGCGCGCAAGCGGAAGGCUGCCGCCGGUGACGAUCCUGAUGAUGCAGACUUUGCAGCCCCCAAGCCAAAGAAGACCGCUGCAGCCAAGAAGAAGGAGCCGGCGUUCAAUAGUCUUGCCAAAUUCCUUAACAAGACGCCGACGGAGGAGCCGAAGCCCAAGGUCGUGAAGCCUCAGGACACUGAUGAUGACUUUGAUCUCGAAACGGAGGUUCUUCCUAAGAAACAGCGUGGUGCAGCCGCGCAGAAGGCCGAGGGGAGGACCGAAGAUGCUACUCUCGAUCUUGAAGAAGUUCCGUUGAAUGACUCAUCCCAUGCCUCGGGCCGGGGGCAGCUUUCUAGUGAUCCGAUGGAGGUUGACGAAGUCAGAAAAACUGUAGCUGCGAAGCCAGCUCCCAAGGCAGCCGCGAAGCGUGCUCCCAAGGCCAAGGCCAAGGCCGUAAUCGAUGAGGACGAAGACGACGAUGAUGCCUUCCUCGAAAUUGCGAAAGCAACGGCCUCAAAGCCGGCUCCAAAGACUGGCAGAGCCCGUAAACCUGUCAAGUACAUUGCAGAAGAUGAAUCCGACAGCAGCAAUGGCGAUGAUCUUCUGGGCGAUGUCAGUCAGAUGGUCAAAGGGAUCGGUGGCGAUGACGCAAAUGCCCGACCUCUGAUUUCAGAGCGCUCGCGCGCCGGUAGUAGUGCCAGCUUGAUUGCGCCGACUAAGUCUAAAAUGAGCGAGUUUGAUCCUGACGAGACCGACUACAGCAAACUACUUCCACAAAGCUCCCCUCGUCGCGCACUCAAGGUCACAUCCAAGGACAAGGAUGUCUCUAGGAUCGGAGAUGACGAAGACGAGCCAGAAGAGCUCGAGGCCCCGGCGAAGGCUGCUCCGAAAUCCAAGGCGGCCCCCAAGGCGAAGGUGGCCCCAAAGACCGCUGCAGCUGCGGGUCCCAAGGCUCGUGGCCGUCCUCCUAAAAAGGAGCCGGCGAAGGCCGCUGCUUCUCCGGCCGCCAAGGCGUACGCUGCCAAGGUCGCUAAGACCACCAAGAAGAGCGCCCUCAACGACGAUUUCUCUGAAGAUGACAUUGAUGCCAUGGCCAACGAUAUCUUGGAUUCGCCGGCAGGCAAGUUCGAUGGAUCAGACGACGAACCUGUCGCACCUCGACGGGCUGCAGCGAGACCUGCUCGUCGUACUGCUGCCGCGGCGAGGAAAACCUAUGUCAUUGAGGACGACAGUGAUGAAGAGGCGUCGGCUGACGAUUUUGACGAUGAGAGUGACUAG